CCCUCACGCCAUUUGUCCAUCGCCCCUUCGACCAUCGUAGCCGCUCGCCGGUACAAACCCGAUGACGACGAGCCUGGAAAUGGACGCCGCCUCGCUCUUCCUCUUCCUCCACCGAGCCGCCCUCUCCCCCAUCAUCGGCUUCGCUCUCAUUGCCUUUGCCGUCCUCUUCUUCUUCCCCGGCGGUCUCUCCUGGGCCCUCAGCAAACCCCACGGCCGCUCCUCCAUCCCAGGCCCGCCUGGCGUCGCCGUCUCCGCCUUCUCCGGCCCAUCCGCGCACCGAGAGCUCCUAACUCUCUCACGCUCCUUCAAAGCCACCGACUUGAUGGCCUUCUCUGUCGGCUUCACUCGCUUCGUCGUGUCGAGCCACCCCAACACGGCGAAGGAAAUUCUCUACAGCUCCGCCUUCGCCGACCGCCCCGUCAAGGAGUCCGCCUACGAGCUUCUCUUCCACCGCGCUAUGGGCUUCGCCCCCUUCGGCGACUACUGGCGUAAUCUUCGCCGGAUUUCCUCCGCCUACCUAUUCAGCCCUCGCCGCAUCGCCUCGCUCGGCGAGCAGAGAAGAGCAAUCGGGAACAAAAUGGUCUCGGACGUCCGCGCCCUCAUGAAAAACCACGGUGAGGCGGAGAUGAGACGAGUCCUGCAUUUUGCGUCGCUGAACAACGUGAUGAUGAGUGUGUUCGGCAAGAGCUACGACGACUUGGGCGACGGCGAGGCGUCGGAGCUGGAGUGGCUGGUCAAGGAGGGCUACGCGCUCCUCGGCGCCUUCAAUUGGUCCGACCACUUCCCUUUUCUGCGCUGGCUCGACUUGCAAGGCGUGAGGAGACGAUGCCGGCGUCUAGUGAAGAGGGUGAACGUCUUCGUGGGUCGCCUCAUCGAGCAGCACAGAGACAAGAAGACCAAUGGCAAAGAGAUGGAUGAUGCAGGAGACUUUGUCGACGUUCUGCUCGGUUUAGAAGCAGAGGAGAAGCUUGCUGACGCCGACAUGGUCGCUGUUCUCUGGGAAAUGAUCUUCCGGGGGACGGACACAGUCGCCAUCCUCUUGGAAUGGGCACUGGCCAGAAUGGUACUGCAUCCUGACAUCCAAUCCAAGGCGCGUCAAGAAAUCGACUCUGUCGUCGGAUCUCGCCCCGUCUCCGACGCCGACGUCGGCAGCCUCCCUUACCUUCAAUUCAUCAUAAAAGAAUCCCUCCGAAUGCACCCGCCAGGUCCCCUGCUUUCGUGGGCUCGCCUCGCCACCCGCGACGUCCACGUCGGCUCCCACCUCGUCCCCGCCGGCACCACCGCAAUGGUGAACAUGUGGGCGAUCGCCCACGACGAGUCGCUCUGGCCAGACCCUCACGAGUUCCGGCCGGAGCGGUUCGCGGAGGAGGACGUCAGCGUGCUGGGCUCCGACCUCCGGCUGGCGCCGUUCGGCGCCGGCCGGAGGGUGUGCCCGGGCAAGGCCAUGGGCUUAGCCUCCGCCCACCUCUGGCUCGCGCUGCUCCUUCAAAAUUUCGACUUCUUCCCCGCUCCCCGCGGCGUCGACCUCUCGGAAUGCCUGAAGAUGUCACUGGAGAUGCAGAAGCCAUUAACCUGCAUGGCUGUUUCAAGGACCUGAAUCAAAUCAAUCAAUCAAUCAAUUUCCUAGCAAACCAUAUCAAAUCAAAUCAAGUUUAGUGCUCGGAGAACGUUUUGUUGUGCAUAUCUCCAUGGCACCUGUGACGUGACUCUAUAUAAUUAGCCUGCCUAGGUAUCAUGGGUGAAGUGUAAAUAGCCGUGGGGUUCGGCUUUGUUAUCAUAUCUACUUUGUCCUUAGUUAUAUUAUGAUUGUCUACUCGGUCAAAUACACAUGCAAUGACUGUACGAUCAGCUCUGUGGAUUAUAUAUGUGUGCCUGAGUCAUCUAAUAA
Messenger RNA from Zingiber officinale, 1888 nucleotides. Its product is annotated as cytochrome P450 78A5-like. The transcript has 2 exons. Lineage: Eukaryota; Viridiplantae; Streptophyta; Magnoliopsida; Zingiberales; Zingiberaceae. Gene Ontology annotation, molecular function: iron ion binding; heme binding; monooxygenase activity. The coding region runs from base 62 to 1597 and encodes 511 amino acids. The record is from RefSeq and is a predicted model, not a curated record.